Molecule: messenger RNA, 1491 nt
Organism: Kogia breviceps (pygmy sperm whale)
Lineage: Eukaryota; Metazoa; Chordata; Mammalia; Artiodactyla; Physeteridae
Gene: LAMTOR3
Product: late endosomal/lysosomal adaptor, MAPK and MTOR activator 3
Biological process (GO): cellular response to amino acid stimulus; positive regulation of TOR signaling
Cellular component (GO): Ragulator complex
Source: RefSeq, a predicted model, not a curated record
GUCGGAGGUCUGGGAAGUGCUUCCUGGAGCACGGAGGCGGUUACAAAUCACGUGACAGCGGCUUUCAGAGGAACCUGUGUCAGAAACCGUCCUCUGAAGUGACAGCUCAGGGAACCGGGCAGCCCAGAAACCCAGGCGUGGAGACUGAUCCUGCGAGAGGAAGGGGUUCAUCAUGGCGGAUGACCUCAAACGAUUCCUGUACAAAAAAUUACCAAGUGUUGAGGGUCUCCAUGCUAUUGUUGUGUCAGAUAGAGAUGGCGUGCCUGUCAUUAAAGUGGCCAAUGAUAAUGCUCCGGAGCAUGCUUUGAGACCUGGUUUCUUGUCUACUUUUGCCCUUGCAACAGACCAAGGGAGCAAACUUGGACUUUCAAAAAAUAAAAGUAUCAUCUGUUACUAUAACACCUACCAGGUGGUUCAAUUCAAUCGUUUACCUUUGGUGGUGAGUUUCAUAGCCAGCAGCAAUGCUAAUACAGGACUAAUUGUCAGCCUAGAAAAGGAACUUGCUCCAUUAUUUGAAGAAUUGAGACAAGUUGUGGAAGUUUCUUAAUCUGGCGGUGGUUUCUAUGUAUACCUUACCUUCAUUAUAUCAGACAGUAUCAAUCCAGCAAUCUUUAGACCACAACAACACUUGUAUCCAUGUACUCAAGAAAGGGCCCCUUUGUCCACCUUACACUAGAGAAAGAGCCUGUAGAUAGAAUUUACAGACGGAUUGAUUGUUAUCUUUUCCUGUGUGGGGCCUUUUCUUAUUUGUGAGAUCUGGGGAUUCCACAGAAACGGUUCAGUCUGUCACAGCUCCUGUGGAGUUAGUCCAGUCACCAAAUAUGCAGGAGAUUCUAUUCGGUGGCUCAGAAUCAAAAUGACACUUUGAUCCGCUGGAGCCAUGAAGUGCUCCCUGUUGCACGACAUGCCAGGCCUGCAGAUUGAAGCAGACUCUUCUUAUUGUGAAUAGUGAGGACAUAUUUUUCUUCAUAUUAUUUUAUUUGCAUUGAGAGGAAGAUAAAGUGGCUCAGUAAAAGUAAUAAAAUGAGUACAAUCACUAACUUUCCUUUGUACAUAUUAUUCUGCAGUAUAGGUUACUAACUGAUUUGAUUCUUCUCAGAGGGUGCUGCUCUUUAAUGGAAAUGAAAUGAUAGCUAAUCGUUUUUUCUUCCACUCUGCUUUCUGUAACCAAUCAGUGUUUUUUAAUGUUUGCGUAUUCUUUAUAAAGUUCAGAUGUGAUUCAUUAUUGAAUUGUUUCCAGUAUUGGUAUGUAUGUUAAACAUGGUAGUAUAGCCCUUUUUUUUCAUACAUGAGUAUAAAUAAAAUAGUAUUUUUUAAAGUACAGUUUGAGCACUAUGUAGGUUUUUUUCCCCCAGACUGUUUUCAAACGUUUAAAGACUAUAAUUAACUUAAUUCACUCUUUAAACCACACGAAUAAGUGACUGCUUCACGUCUGGUUUGGAGACCGUUUUACCUAACAUAAACUGUCAGUUGGAAAAUAAACCUCAUCCA